UGGAGAUGUCGUACGGCGAGAUUGGCUGCAAGGAGCAGCAUCAGGAGAAUGAUGGGAUUGAAUUGGAGAGCAUGGCCAGCUUACCUGAAGACCUGAUGCUGAGCGGCGACUUCCGCGGGAAGUUCAAGAAGAUCCGGACCAGGAAAAGGCCCACCAUUCUGACAUCUUCACCAGGGUACAGCAAGCCUCCUGUCCCACCAGUUUGCUGCUCGCAGGGUGAGAAGGGGCCGCCAGCCAUGAUGCCCAUCAGCGUGGACCCAGAGAGCCGUCCGGGCGAAUACGUGCUCAAGAGCCUCUUCGCCAACUUCACCACCAUCUCAGAGCGCAAAAUACGUAUCGUCAUGGCCGAACCUUUGGAAAAACCUUUGGUAAAGUCUCUUCAGAGGGGUGAAGAUCCGCAGUUUGACCAAUUGAUCAGCACAAUGAGUUCUCUGGCCGAGUAUUGCCUACCAUCUAUCCUGCGAACCCUGUUUGACUGGUACAAAAGACAGAAUGGAGUUGACGAUGAAUCCUAUGAGUACCGACCACGUUCAAAUACAAAGUCCAAAAAUGAUGAGCAGCAGAAAGAUUAUCUGCUGGAGAGGAGAGACCUAGCCAUCGACUUCAUCUUCUCUCUUGUGCUCAUAGAGGUUCUCAAACAGAUGCCCCUCCACCCAGUUGUGGAUGGUUUGGUCCAUGAAGUCAUUAAUUUGGCUUUUAAGCACUUUAUAUAUAAAGAGGGGUAUCAUGGACCCAACACUGCCAACAUGCACAUUGUAGCUGAUCUCUAUGCAGAAGUUAUCGGAGUCUUAGCACAAGCAAAAUUUCCUGCUGUUAAAAAGAGGUUCAUGAGUGAGCUGAAGGAGCUCCGUCAGAAGGAGCAGAGCCCAUACGUGGUCCAAAGCACCAUCAGCCUCAUCAUGGGCGUGAAGUUCUUCCGAGUGAAAAUGUAUCCUGUAGAGGAGUUUGAAGCCUCCUUUCAGUUCAUACAGGAGUGUGCGCAGUAUUUCCUGGAAGUGAAGGACAAAGACAUCAAACAUGCUUUGGCUGGAUUCUUUGUGGAAAUUCUAGUUCCUGUAGCAGCGGCUGUCAAGAAUGAGGUGAAUGUUCCCUGUUUAAGGAACUUUGUGGAGAGCUUGUAUGAUUCUACCUUGGACCUUUCAACAAGAAAGAAGCAUUCACUGGCUCUGUACCCACUAGUGACAUGUCUGCUGUGUGUCAGCCAAAAACAGUUCUUCCUCAACAGAUGGCAUGUCUUCCUCAACAACUGCCUCUCCAAUCUGAAGAGCAAGGACCCUAAAAUGGCACGGGUAGCACUAGAGUCCCUCUACCGACUUCUGUGGGUCUACAUGAUUCGCAUCAAAUGCGAGAGCAACACUGCGACGCAGGGCCGCCUCAACUCUAUUGUGAUGACCCUGUUCCCUAAAGGAUCCCGCAGCGUAGUUCCUAAAGACAUGCCUCUCAAUAUAUUUGUUAAGGUUAUCCAGUUUAUUGCACAGGAAAGACUUGACUUUGCAAUGAAAGAAGUCAUUUUUGACCUACUGUGUGUUGGGAAACCUGCAAAAACCUUUAGUCUUAAUCCGGAGAGAAUGAAUAUAGGUCUCAGAGCAUUCCUGGUUAUUGCUGACAAGCUGCAGCAGAAAGAUGGUGAUCCCCCAAUGCCGAACACAGGGGCAACGCUCCCUUCUGGAAACACACUACGAGUCAAAAAGACAUUCCUGAGCAAGCCUCUGACUGAAGAUGAGGCCAAAGUCAUAGGAAUGUCCUUCUAUUACCCCCAAGUGAGGAAAGCUUUAGACAACAUCCUCAGACAUUUGGAUAAGGAGGUUGGCCGCUGUAUGAUGCUGAGUAAUGCACAGAUGCUGAAUAAGGAACCCGAGGAUAUGAUUACGGGCGAGAGGAAACCCAAGAUUGACCUCUUUAGGACAUGCAUGGCCGCCAUUCCACGCAUCCUUCCUGAUGGCAUGUCCAAGUCAGAGCUCAUAGACCUUUUGGCACGGUUAACCAUCCAUAUGGAUGAUGAACUGCGUCUGAUAGCCCAGAAUUCCCUGCAGAGUCUGCUGGUGGAUUUCUCAGAUUGGCGGGAGGAAGUGCUCCUGGGAUAUUGCAGCUUCCUGCUUCGAGAGAUUCAGGACACACACCAAACCCUGCUGGACUCCUCACUUAAACUACUGCUUCAGUUGCUUACACAGUGGAGACUAGCCCUUCUCAGCACCAGCAAGACUCUGGACACAUCAAAGAUCUGCUCCACUGAAUUGUUACAGAGUAGCUCUGGCACCAGGCUGCCUGCUGAACGGACCCCUCACUCCACAGUCCUGCAUGCUGUUGAGGGUCUCGCUUUAGUGCUGCUGUGCUCCUGCCAGACAGGCACACGCAAAGUAGCUGUGUCCAUCCUUCGAGAGGUCCGCCAAAUCUUCCUCACCAUCGGGCAGAAUGAGGAAGAUGAAUUGGCGUCCCUCCCCGCUGGGCAGCACGCAGACCUGCAGUGGCUGGUGGAGUGGAACGGAUCUCUGGUCGGCAGCCACUAUGACGUGCGGAGCCCGUCUCGUGUGUGGAUCUUAGCACAGUCUCUGAAGGAACCCUGGGCUCUGUGCCUCUUCAGCCUUCUGAGACAGGAGUACCUGCCUAAGCACUGUCCCACAGCGCUCAGCUACGCUUGGCCCUACGCCUUCACCCGCUUGCAGCUCCUCAUGCCUUUACUUGAGCCCAGCAACCCAGUUAAUGCCAAGAAGACAAGCUCGGCUGGUUCAGCAGACACCUAUGUUUCUCUCUGGAGAAACUAUCUGAUUCUGUGUUUUGGUGUGGCCAAACCCAGCAUCAUGAGCCCGGGUCAUCUUCGAGCUUCCACCCCUGAGAUCAUCACUCCCAGUACAGACAGCAACAAUAGCUAUGACAACAAGAUCCUCGGCACCCCGUCUGUGGCCUGGCUUCUGAAGCAGUUGAUCCCUCUGAUGCGUUCAGAAAGCAUUGAGAUCACAGAGUCUUUGGUGCUCGGAUUUGGCCGCACAAACUCACUCGUUUUCAGAGAGCUUGUUGAGGAACUGCAUCCUUUGAUGAAGGAAGCUUUGGAAAGAAGACCUGAGAAUAAAAAACGGCGAGAUAGAAGAGAUCUGCUAAGACUCCAGCUCCUCAGGAUCUUUGAGCUGCUGGCGGAUGCCGGUGUCAUCAGUGACAGCACUAAUGGAGCUCUGGAACGUGAUACGCUGGCCCUGGGCGCUCUCUUUCUUGAGUAUGUGGACCUGACCCGGAUGCUUCUGGAAGCUGAGAAUGACAAAGACAUGGAGAUUCUCAAAGACAUCCGAGCUCACUUCAGCGCCAUGGUGGCCAACCUCAUACAGUGUGUCCCAGUGCAUCAUCGACGUUUCCUCUUCCCUCAGCAAAGCCUUCGGCACCAUCUCUUCAUCCUUUUUAGCCAAUGGGCUGGACCCUUCAGUAUCAUGUUCACGCCCCUGGAUCGCUAUAGUGACCGGAACCAUCAGAUCACUCGAUACCAGUAUUGUGCUCUUAAGGCCAUGUCGACUGUGCUUUGUUGUGGCCCCGUGUUCGACAACGUAGGGCUCUCUCCUGAUGGCUACCUCUAUAAAUGGCUGGAUAACAUCCUUGGCUGUCAGGAUCUGCGGGUGCAUCAGCUGGGCUGUGAGGUGGUGGUUCUUCUGCUGGAACUUAACCCAGAUCAGGUGAAUCUGUUUAACUGGGCCGUGGACCGAUGUUACACUGGCUCCUGCCAGCUGGCCUGUGGUUGCUUCAAAGCCAUCGCCACUGUCUGUGGUAGCAGAAACUACUCCAGUGAUAUUGUGACUCUGCUGAACCUUGUUCUCUUCAAAGCGUCCGACACAAACAGGGAGAUCUACGAGAUCGCUAUGCAAUUAAUGCAGAUUCUGGAGGCCAAGCUGUCUGUGUAUUCUAAGAGGAUUGUGGAACAGAAAAGUGGUGCUAUACUGUAUGGGACACAUGGGCCUCUUCCGCCCCUCUACAGUCUCUCUGUAACCCAGCUUUCAAAGCAACUUGCCAGAAUGUACCCUGAACUCACCCUGCCCCUUUUCUCAGAGGUGAGUCAGAGGUUUCCCACAACGCAUCCAAACGGGCGUCAGGUCAUGCUGACCUACCUGCUCCCUUGGCUCAGUAACAUCGAGCUGGUUGAUGGAGGCCUGCUGCCCACUGUCACGAGUCUGAGCAGCUCUGGAGACAACAGGAAGGGUUACACUCACAACACCUCAGCACCUCACCUGCUCCGAGGCACAGGCUGGGGGUCACUGCAGGCCUCCUCUCUGGUCCUAAACAACCUCAUGUUCAUGACUGCAAAGUACGGGGAUGAUGUCCCAGGUGCAGAAAUGGAAAACGCUUGGAAUGCUCUGGUCAGUAAUGAACGGUGGACUAAUAACCUGCGGACCACCAUGCAGUUUCUCAUCAGCUUAUGUGGAGUCAGCAGCGACACCUCUCUUCUGCCUCAUAUUAAGAAGGUGGUGAUCUACCUGUGUCGCAACAACACCAUUCAAACCAUGGAGGAGCUGCUUUAUGAACUUCAACAGACAGAUCCUGUGAACCCUGUAGUGGUGCACUGUGACAAUCCUCCGUUCUACCGCUUUUCAGCCACAAGCAAAAUUACCACCACCACUUCAGGUCCACCUUCCAGCAGCAAAACCUUGGUGUGUGGCCAGGAAAACAUCCCUGACACAGAUGACUCGCCAGUCACAAAGGAGUGUGAUGACAGGCUAAGCAACAUCUUACGAGCACACAACCGCCUGGAGUCUCGGUACAGCAGCAGUUCUGGAGGUUCCUAUGAUGAGGAAAAGAGUGAGCCGCUCCCACCGUAUGCCAUGUGGCUUAUGAGUGUGCUAGAAACCAAUCAGCCGCUUCCUCUUCCCAUGCCAGUUAACGGAGGCUGCUGGGCACCGCUGGUCGACUAUCUACCUGAAACAGUCACCCCACGAGGACCCCUCCACAGGUGUAACAUAGCAGUGAUCUUCAUGACGGAGCUGGUGGUGGAUCACAGUGUGAAGGAGGACUGGGCCCUACACCUCCCUCUACUGCUCCAUGCCUGUUUCCUGGGUAUGGACCACUACCGUCCAGAGGUGUUUGAACACUGUAAGAGACUCCUCUUGCACCUUCUCAUCACGCUAUCUUGCAACAACAAUUUCAGCCUCAUUGCCUCUGUUCUGCUAAACACCAGAGAUGCCAACAGCAACAAGAGCCUGACUUUUAAACCCAUCUACCAGCCUGAGUUCUACACAG
Sinocyclocheilus rhinocerous is the source of this 5211-nucleotide messenger RNA. RefSeq names its product protein furry homolog. The transcript has 39 exons. The annotation marks the transcript as partial. NCBI's taxonomy places the organism in Eukaryota, Metazoa, Chordata, Actinopteri, Cypriniformes, Cyprinidae. Gene Ontology annotation, biological process: neuron projection development; cell morphogenesis. Gene Ontology annotation, cellular component: cell cortex; site of polarized growth. The record is from RefSeq and is a predicted model, not a curated record.